Molecule: messenger RNA, 1185 nt
Organism: Phyllotreta striolata
Lineage: Eukaryota; Metazoa; Arthropoda; Insecta; Coleoptera; Chrysomelidae
Source: the annotation of a GenBank genome assembly
AUGACCGACCAAGAAUUCGCUAUAAGAAAAUCAUUCGCACAUUCUGAAUUAGUCAUGCACGUGAACGGCCUGUUACCCGGGGAAAGUUUCAAAAGUUUGUAUACGUUUUUCGCGUAUGCACUUAUGAUAGGCUUCAAUAUUUUGUUGCCCGUUCUGGGUUACAUUAAUCUUUUUAAAGCUGAUCCAGAAGAAAGAUUUACUCUGCUGAGUAACAGUUUUAUCUACAUGGAAUUGUUUAUUUUGGUGUUCAAAAAUUGGUCGUUAAUAGUUACACCGGAUUUAACCAAAAAAAUGCUUAACCGAUGGAACGAUGACAUUUUUAACACUCAAGUGGAUGAAGACAAGCACAUCAUCGAUGAAGCUGUUCGAGAUCAUCGUAUAAAGUAUAUCUUAUAUUUCAUCUUGACCGCUUCAGCACCCGCUUCUCUACUGUUAAACAUUAUAUUUUCUGCUCACGAUAAAUUGCAAUUACCAAUUUGGCUGCCCAUGGAUAUUUAUAAUAAUACCUUGCGAUAUACUCUCGUUAAUGUGUAUAUUAUUAUCGGUUAUACACAUGGAGUUUUUGGGCAUUUUGCUAUAGAUUUUCUUCUAUCAAGUUUAAUGUUGUAUUGUGCUAGUCAGCUUAGACUUAUUAAGUACAAACUGGAAAAUAUGGAAAAAUAUUUUGAAGAAGAUCUAUUGUGCAUUUCCGAUGAAAUUUUUAAUGAUAAGUUGCUUCAAAAGAAAGUGUAUGAUAAAAUUACGCAAUGCGCCAAAGUUUAUGAUUCUAUUUAUUCGUAUGUUCAAGAAUUGGAAGAAAUUUAUUCAGGCGGAGUAUUUUCUCAAUUUUUGGUCGGAUCAAUGGUUCUUUCUAUUUGUCUAUAUAAUAUUUCAAAGACACAAUCGUUGGAUUUGGAAUUAAUAUACGCAUUGAGUUUUCUUCUACCCAUGACUUAUUCAUUAUAUUUAUACUGUAAUCAAGGAACUCUUGUGAUUGAAGAAAGUUUAACAAUUGGAGACGCUAUAAUUAAAAGUCCAUGGUAUAAUUAUGACAUGAAAUCAAAAAGAUUACUGAUGAUUUUAAUCGAAAGAUCUAAAAAACCUAUUAAUUUUUCAGCUGGAAAAAUAGUGGAAUUAUCAUUGGAAACAUUCGUUCUCAUUGUGAAACGAUCGUACUCACUACUUGCUGUGCUGAGAAACUAUUAA